AUAAACCUUUCGGUAUUUAAAGUCUCGAUAACAUCUUCUUCCACAAGUCUCUCUCUCUCUCUUUCUCUUCCAUAGAAAAACUAUGAAGAAGCUCUACAGAAAAGGAACCGUACACCCGUCGCCGCCGCAGAUAAAAUCCGACGACCACCUUCUCCCUCUUCUUCCCGUCGCCAUCUUCUCACUCGCGGCGGUUCUCUCCCCGGAAGACCGUGAGGUUUUGGCCUAUCUCAUAUCAACCGCAUCUUACUCCGGCGACCGAAACCCUACCUCUCGUCUGAAUAAGACCAAAGCUCACAAGAAAGCCCACUUUGACAAUCACUCGCCUCUCUUCCACUGUGACUGCUUUAGCUGCUACACGAGUUACUGGGUCAGAUGGGACUCGUCACCGAGUCGUCAGCUUAUCCAUGAAAUCAUCGACGCUUUCGAAGAUAGCUUGGAGAAGAAGAGGAAGAAGAACGUUACUGGUAAGAAAGAUCGAAGAAAGCGUUCAGGGAAGUCUUCUUCACUUAUUGCUAGUUCUAGCUUUAGUACGGAAGAAUCAGAGAUUCCGAGUCGACUCGGCGAUACAGUUGUGAAUUCGUGUCCGUGUUCAAGUUCGAGCGAGUUGGCUCAAGAUGGUGGUGGCUGCAACGGCGGUAUGGAGCCAACAGAGGAUUUUUGUGGCGGAGACGCUCGUGAGGAGGCGGAGGAGGAGAAAGGAACCGUGAGGAGAUUUGUGAGUUUCAUUGGUGAUAGAGUUUUUGGUGUUUGGGGAUAAGAAAAUUUUGCUAAAGAAAAUUACAAGAAAUAAAAUGCUAGAAAUGUU
Arabidopsis arenosa is the source of this 805-nucleotide messenger RNA. Lineage: Eukaryota; Viridiplantae; Streptophyta; Magnoliopsida; Brassicales; Brassicaceae. The record is from the annotation of a GenBank genome assembly.